This is a messenger RNA of Fulvia fulva, 261 nucleotides long. RefSeq lists its product as uncharacterized. The record is from RefSeq and is a predicted model, not a curated record. Bases 1 to 261 code for a protein of 86 amino acids. The transcript has a single exon. NCBI's taxonomy places the organism in Eukaryota, Fungi, Ascomycota, Dothideomycetes, Mycosphaerellales, Mycosphaerellaceae.
AUGGCAGCCACAACCUUCAACGUUGGCGAACAGAUCCGGGACCAUAAACUUGUAACACCAAUCAUCAACGGCCACGGCAGUCCAGACGAUGCUGUCUUCGACGGCGGUUCUCUCGAACUGCUUCAACGCCUCUGUGCAAAUCCGACAGUCGAAACUCGCGACCAGAUCGUGGAGGAGAAUAGCUGGCAUGAUACUCCCAGCGAUCAAUCUGGCGAGAAAGCUGGAAAGUCAGGCGACCUGUCGGGCUUUCUCAUCGCAUGA